AUGACUGGCCAACGAGAAUCGAAAGAACGGCUCGGAUGGAUUGUUGUUGUUGUUGUUGUUGUUGUUGUUGUUGUUGUUGUCAUCAUCAUCAACAACUCCUCCCUGCAGCAGUUCUGCAGAGAAGACUUUUUCAGCCGCAUCCCAUUCCCAGAACCCACGACUCGCAGACACGCACCAGGAACAAAAACAAUAGCAGGGUUUGCAAUGAUGAUUGGAGGAUGGGGAAAAUGCAUCCACCGCCAGAUAUGCAGCUCCUUCCCCUCCACACUUACCUCGCGACCAACAAAACAGCAAAUCGAGCGUCUCACGGGGGUGGGUGGUGUUGGACACAAAUAA
Molecule: messenger RNA, 336 nt
Organism: Histoplasma capsulatum G186AR
Lineage: Eukaryota; Fungi; Ascomycota; Eurotiomycetes; Onygenales; Ajellomycetaceae
Exons: 1
Coding region: 1-336 (111 amino acids)
Source: RefSeq, a predicted model, not a curated record